GUUUUCCCCACUCCUGGCGGGGUGGCAGAGAAGAAUGCGCCGGGACCGCCCUAAAGGGUUUCCGGAGCCCCUGUCCUGGCUGGCUGGCAGCACGGAGCUGGUAGGGUUGCGGGGACACUGAGUUCCCAGACUAGGCAGUGGCGUCGCGUCCCAGGUGGCGACGAGGGUGGCCGGAGGGCUUGGUUUGUCCUCCGGCGAGAGAGAGCCAGAUGUGCGCGAGGGACAGGCGACCGGCAGCCGUUGGAGCGCGACGCUGGUUCCCAGCGGAGAGCCAGCCGCCGUGCGCGCUCAGAGCUGCAGGGCCAUCCUGACACAGGCAGGCCCGGGCCGACCAUGGACCCUGAAGGCAGCGAGACAUCCUCAGGCUCCUUGGAACAGCCGGAGCAACCCCCGGGGCGUCCCGUACGCUCAGGGAGUCUCGCACCUCGGGCGCGUCCCGUGCACUCGGCGCGGUCCUCACGGCGUCCAGGAGCCGGUGCGGACGCCCAGCCCUCAACGACGCCCACGGCACCCGAACAUAAGACGUCUGCCAGAGACGAAGACGAAGCGCCCCAGUCGGCAGAGAAGGAGGAGGCCAUCCAACAGCGCGCCGAAGGCCGGGCCAAAGUCCCGCCCAAAUUCAGGGACAGCCUCAAGAAAUUUUUCUUCUCGCCCACAGGAGGGUUGAAGGUCGCGAGGCUGGGUCUUCUCAUAGGAGCAUUAGCUUGUUUCAUCACUGCCAAAGCCCAUGAGUGGUAUAUAGCAGUCACAAUUCUGGAAAUACUCAUCGUUCUUUAUUUUAUUCUAUCAUAUAUGCUAACCCUUCACCACUUGCUGACUUAUUUAGAUUGGCCCUUACUUGAUCUUAUCAAUACUUGCAUUUCAGCUGUGUUCCUUUCAAUAGUUGCUGUCUUGGCCAUGCAAGAAAAGGAAAGAAGGCAUUUAUUCUAUCUUGGAGGGAUCCUGUGUCUCACAGCAGUACUCAUGACUGUCAUCGAUGGGAUUCUGGUUACCAAGAUGAUAAGGAAUAUUUUGAAAAAAUUCCUGGGGUUCAGUACCGAAACUAAGCCUGUGCCUGCCCUGGCAGACUCAAAGGCACCCCCGAAGACAACCAAGCUGGCACCCUCAAAGCCACCCAAGAAGGCAUCUUCAAAGGCACCCAAGCGGGCAGCUUCAAAGGCACCCAAGCGGGCAUCCUCCAAGGCACCCAAGCGGGCAGCUUCAAAGGCACCCAAGCGGGCAUCCUCAAAGGCACCCAAGCGAGUGUCCUCAAAGGCACCCUCGCAGGCAUCCUCAAAGGCACCCAAGCGAGUGUCCUCAAAGGCACCCACGCAGGCACCCUCGCAGACAUAAGCGUCUGUGUCUCACCCCUCCCACCACUGAGCUCGCAUGCUGUCACCCGUUUCGGCCUACAUAUGAUCAUAAAAUCAGGGCUGCUAAGUUGGGAACACUUCUGCUUCACGUGUUACCUUGUGUAAAAGUCGAGUUACAUUUUCAUGCACCUGCCCAUGCCCCGAGGGGCGCUGGGCGCCGCUGCCCCAGGAGCCCUUGGCGAGGGCCUUGACCCGGCCCUGGUCCCAGCCAACUGGAUCCAAGGCGGGAGCAGCGGCUACAGCCCCGGGGCCACCUUGCGAGGCCUCGCUAGACUGUGAGGGGAGCCA
Messenger RNA from Equus caballus (horse), 1640 nucleotides. RefSeq lists its product as uncharacterized. The record is from RefSeq and is a predicted model, not a curated record. Lineage: Eukaryota; Metazoa; Chordata; Mammalia; Perissodactyla; Equidae. Gene Ontology annotation, cellular component: membrane.